Messenger RNA from Musca domestica (house fly), 4632 nucleotides. RefSeq names its product allatostatins MIP (gene Mip). The transcript is spliced from 3 exons. The coding region runs from base 114 to 767 and encodes 217 amino acids. NCBI's taxonomy places the organism in Eukaryota, Metazoa, Arthropoda, Insecta, Diptera, Muscidae. The record is from RefSeq and is a predicted model, not a curated record.
UUACAGUCAAUCAACAGGUUAAUUCACAUCGUUCCUUCUUCACCAAGUGGAGCACAGCACAAGAGUUUACCACACAAACAAAAUAAGUAUUUAAAAAAGCACACAUCAGCAAUAUGUUUAGGUGUACCAAGAAUACAUCGGUGUCGAGUGUGAUUGCCCAACCAUUUGUGGCGCUACAAAUGUUUAUAGGCUUGGCAAUAAUCACCACUGUCCUGGCCAAUGCGGUGACCCCCGAAAUACCCACAGUUAGUGAUAAUGAAAACGAAUUGGGUGAUCUGAUGCCAAUGGAUGGUGGCUAUGAUGAGAAACGUAGCAAUUGGCGAUCUCUGCAAGGGACAUGGGGAAAGCGAGCCUCACCCAGCGACAAUGAUAUGAACGAUAACGAAAACUUACUACCCGUACUUAUAGCCGGCAUGGAACCAAGAUCCAAACUACAAUUGGCAUAUCUCACCAAUGCCGCUACCUUGGAACAUUUGGCAAAUACCCCAGAACUAAUUGGCAACUCCGGCGAAGCUUAUGACAUGGACGAGAAUAUCCUGAAUGAGAAGCGUGCCUGGAAGAGCAUGAAUGUUGCCUGGGGCAAGAGACGUAAUGGUCCUACCUGGAACAAAUUCAGAGAUAUGUUUUCUUCACAAGCAGGUGCUUGGGGCAAACGUGAACCCAAUUGGAACAACUUGAAGGGUAUGUGGGGUAAACGUGCCACCUGGCAGAAACUCCAUGGCGGUUGGGGCAAACGUUCAUCUCAGCAAUACUCCGAUGUGAAUUAAGUCUAUAGCAUGGCUACACAUACACCUACACAACUAACUAACUAACCAACCGAUCACAUCACAAUUAAUUACUCUAAACAAAAGUUGACGACCGAUUUCGAAAUGAUCAAUUAAUAAUUCUAUAUAACAACAUACAAACAAACUAAAUAACUAACUAAACGAGCAGUGUAUUAUUUCAAUUGGCAUACAUAUGUAUUUUAAAUAAGUUAAGAAAUAAGUACGAGUAUAUAUGUAGUAAUGUAAUAUAAUUAAAAAAAAACAAACACAUAACAACAAAUAUAUAAUAUAUACAUAUAUAAAAAUAUUUAAAAAAAGAAAAAAUAUUGUUUUUGAAAUUACAAAGAAAAAAACUGCAUGAAAGCCUUAAAAAAUUAAAAAACUAAAUUUUAUUUUUUAACAAGAAAAAAUACACAGUGCUACACACUCAAUAAAAUACGUAUGAAAAUCAAUCUGCUCAACGUGACCUUUUUAGGACAGAAACAUAAUGGAAGCUUCAUAGUCGAGAUUCUCUGGCAUACGUAAAAAAGUUUUUAAGGCUAAAACACACUCUGCAAUUGGCUUCAUUUCUAUGUAACCUGUGGAUUUCUUUGGAAUCGUGAUAUAGUUGCUCCAUAUUAUCUUUGAAAUAGGAAGAAAUUUUAUCAUUGUUUACCCUUAAUGGGUAGAACAGAAUCAACGUUUCGAAUUGGUCGUUGUGGUAUUGCAUUUCCAAAAAACGAAAUUUUGCAUCAUUGUUCACCUUUUACGGGCAAACUGGAAUUAACGAUAAGGUGGAAAUACUGAAAGUGCUUCUUUGGCUGGCUUCUUCGAAAAUUAACCAAGGAGACUAGGGUCAAAAUCGAAUUAAGUCAACCUCAAACUCCUUUGUUCCUCUACGAAGAAGCCAGCCGAUGACUAAAGCCAGCCAAAUAAGCACUUUCAAAAAUUUCACAAAUGAUAUAAACUAUCAAAUUAUAAAAAAAGAUCAUAGUCAUGGCAGAAGAAUACAGAUAGAUGCAUAAACGCUUGGGAGCAUUGAUAUGUCAAAAAAAAUUAAAUAUUUUUUCAAAUAUAAGUAGAUUUUUAUAUGUUUUAUUAUAUGACGUCAUUCGGAGGUAAUUAUAAUUCGUGCUUUUCAACAAUUUUUACAAAUUUAAAUAAUUUUUCAUUCAACAUUUUCAAUUAUCAAAUUGGUUUGACAGUUCAUGAUCAUAGUCUAUUCUAACCAACCGUUUACACAAGACAAAUUGCCUAGAAUCAGAGUUGCAUUUUUCUACCGACAUUUAUAUUGGUCCGAUUGUUCACCUUACUGUAUAGAAUUUAAAAAUACUAAAGAUUUUUGAUAUUUCAAAAAAAAAUAUCUUUGUAGAAUUAAGAAAGUAAAGUCAUAUGUCAUAUGUUUACCACUUAUUUUUAAAAAAUUUUCAAUUGGCAACAUUUCAUUGUCAAGAUUUAUAUUUACAAUUGCAUAUACACAAACCAGAGAUGGAUACCUAAUUUAUAUGCAGCGAAAUUCUACAACAUAAAUUACGGAAAAUGCAGGGAUGGAUAUACUUAUUUGAAAUGGAUUUACAAUGCAAAUUAUUGAGAUAUACAAUUGAAUUUUUGUUAAAUAAUGUCGAUACUGUCAUUGCCGCUUUAUAAUAGGGACACGUAAGCCGACUUUUGUUUAACCUAUCACCAAAAAUCGAAUAAAAUGUUAAUUCAAAGUCGACUUACGUAUCCCUAUUUCAAAGCGACAAUGACAAAACUUAUAUAAGUCGUCAUAUUUUAAUUCUCCUAAUUCAUUUAAUUUUUAACCGUGGUAAGAGAAUACGGGUAGAUGCAUCAACGCUUGGAAACACUGAUAUGUCAAAAAUUUUAGAUUUUUAUAUGUUUUCUUAUACGACAAUACGUACAUUUAACCACGUUCACCAAUUUGUCUAUAGAAAACAUACAUCAUAUUUAUUGUGAUUUUGUUCACUUAUACGGAUAAAGGGCUUCAAUGUAAAUGUAACCUAACUAUAAUUAUUAAAACUAGCAAAAGAGCGAAAUCUGUACGUGAAAAACUUUACCCAGAAAGUAUUGGAACGAAAAACAAGUACAAAUCUCAGCUCCUUCAAAGUGCUAAAAUGGUUUAUUCGGCCAAAAUUUUAGAGUUCUGGAACGGAUUUCAGCAAAAAUGUAUGAAAGAAAAUCUGAAGUAAGAACUUAAUGAAGCAUUUCUUUUUAUUUGACAUGUAAUGCUUCAAAAAUGAAAUAUAUUGUAAUAAAACGUUGGAUGGUAGAUAAAUAUAACUCUGAUGUGUAAACAGAGUUCUCUGUAUUGAUCCCAGUUAACCGGGCUUUGCAUAAAUGCUUAACAUUUUUUUGCGUUUCAAAUGAUCCGUAAAUUGUUUUAAAGCAUAACGAUUAAAAGCCGUACACAAAAAAAAUCCGUUGGUGUUAACUGUCAAUUCCCAGUGAAUUUCAAUUGUAAUUGCGUAUAAGCCAAUAAAAUCAACUGGUUUUAAGGGUCGAUUUUAGUUGAUGUAUAGCAAUGGAAUUGAUAAUUGAAAUCAACUCGAUUUAGUACGUAUAAACGUACUUUAAUACUUUAACCUAUCUUAAAACUUAUUUAAAUAUAUGAAAUCCAGUGUACGCCAAAUCUGAAAUACACUGAAUUUAAACAUCGUUAUAUCGGUAGGUUUACAUUUACGAAAUCACCGAGUGGACUCAAAUGUCAAUUCCAUAGCGUACACGUCAAAUAAUCAUUAUUUAUGUGCCAGUGUUAAAAUACAUCACUGUUGCCACAUUACAUUUUGUGCAGCCAAAAAUAGCAACAGAGUUUGCUUGCGCUGCGAUUCAAGCUUUGAUCUGUUUCUGCCUUAAAUGUGAGAAUAUAUAGGAGGAUUUUCCGGUCGGCUUUUCGUAAAAGAACAACGGAGUUAUGUUGACUUGGUUCAAUUUCAGCCCAUAAAAUCUUUUAUUCUUUUACGUAAAAGCGAACUAAUGACUUAUGACAGAGAAAAAUCCUUUUAUGUAUUCGCACCUAAAUUUGAUAUCAGAAGAUAUAGGUGAAAAUCCAUAGCAUGUACAUUCGAAAUAUCACCAAAUUUUAUUCGGAAGUUUAGUCAAACCUUAAAUGCGUUAUGCAAACCUUGAAGCUUUCCUUGGACUAUCAGAUUACAUUCAAAUUUACUCAAAAUAAUAAAAACGGCUGCCCUUGAGAUGGAAACAGUUAAGUAGCAUGGCAUGAUUGACACUAUUUAUGGUAACAAAUAAUGUGGCGUCAGUGUCACAUUUGCCGAUUCUGUGUCUGCACUUUUUAUGUUACAAGUCGUAUAGGUAUUUGUAUUAAAUAUACAAUAUAAAUAUAACCAAGCACAGUAUAAUUUUAGCACCGACUCAUAAUUUUUUUUUUAAAUAAUCUAAUUUUUUAAAGUAAUUUUAUGUAUUAUAGGGGAAACUUCUGAUGAGAACGUUUUUUAUGAUUUACACACAGUUACUAUUUAUACACAUACAUUGUAAAAUAUUACAUGGCAAUGAUAAAAAAACACCCACUAUUAUAUGAAUAUAAAUGUAUAUUUAUCAUAUACAUACACACACACAUAAAAUAUAUGUAUGUAAUAAUAGAUGUCAUACAUGUCUGUACUAUUCGUUGUUAAGAAAUAAUAAAUGAUAAUAAUUAAUUGUCUCACAUUCCGUUGUUAUAGAAACACAACAUUCAAAAUAGACAGCUUGUAUAAAUAUUCCCAUCAUAAGUAACAUUAUGCUUUGUCCUUAAAUAUUGUAUUUGAAUGAUUGCAUUUCGUUUACACAUCCACUUGAACAAACAGCAUCAACACAAAUAAUAAUGUAUGUGUACGUGAUGAUUAUUACAAAUAAAUUAUAUUGCAGAUUUUUUUGCUCAUAAAUUUCAUGCAAA